AUGAGACCGAAAGAGAAAGGAUUGUCAGAUGACGACAUUGAGAGGAUUGUUAACUUUGAUUGGGAUGCCUCUUCUGACGACGAAAGUGAUGACGAGAUGGAUGCCAUUUCUGCAGUGCUAGAGAAGAAUUUGGAAGGGAUCGUGCAAAGAGGGGAAACGAUCCAAGUUUUUGAUUUGAUCACACAACAAACAGAUUUAUAUGCGCUGCAAGAACACGGCAUUGAGCUCAAAUGCACUGUUGAAGAUAUUAAACGCUAUAUUGGUAUUUUGUUGUACAUGGGUGUUUUAAAAUUGCCUCAACUCAAAAUGGCAUGGUCAAAAGAUUUAAAUCUUACCGCUAUAACAGAUUCAAUGCCACGCGGAAAGUUUGAAAAAAUAAAACAAUGUUUACAUUUCAACGAUAACACUAAACAAUCCAAAAAAGGCGAUUUGAACUAUGACAAGUUGUACAAAAUACGUCCUUUACUAGACAGUCUCAAAGAAAAUUUUGGAAAGCUACCCCAGGAAGAACAUCAAAGCAUUGAUGAACAAAUCAUUGCGUUCAAAGGUCGAUCGUCAUUUAAACAAUACAACCCUGCUAAGCCUCAUAAGUGGGGUCUGAAAAUGUUUACGCGUGCUGGAACCUCUGGAUUAGUGUACGACUUUACGUUGUAUGUUGGUGAAGGUACCUGUCCUGCUUAUGGAUUGGGCCUAUCUUCGGAUAUAGUUUUAUAUUUGGCUAAAGGUCUUCCUAAGGACAAACAUUUUAAGCUUUAUUUCGAUAAUUGGUUUACGUCAGUAAGCCUUCUGAUCUCGUUGAAAGAAAUGGGCAUAUUUGCAACAGGAACUGUACGUAAAAACCGCAUAAGCAAUUGCCAACUACUUUCAGAUGCUGAGCUAAAAAAGCGUGGAAGGGGAUCUUUCGAUAUGAAAUGUGAAAUCAACAAUAAUAUUUUAUGCGUCAAGUGGUUUGACAAUAAGCCAGUUCCACUUAUAUCUUCGUGUGAAAGCAAUGAACCUGUUGGUAUAUGCAAACGUUGGAAUCCAAAGGAAAAAGCUUAUAUUGAUGUUGCAAGACCUGCGAUUGUUGCUUCUUACAAUAAGGGUAUGGGAGGAGUAGAUUUGGCUGACAUGCUCAUGGAGCUCUACAAGGUCAACCACCGUUCAAAUAAGUGCGUAUUCCCACGCCUUAUAAAUCCAAGCUUACCGGCGAAUGCUACAACAACAACGUCAGCGAAACCCGAACCAACAAUGCCUGCGAGAGCUGCUACAAGAACAACGUCAGCGCAACCUGAACCAACAAUGCCAGCGCGAACUGCUACAACAACUACGUCAGCGCGAGCUAAACCAACAACAGCAACACUGUCACCGAAUUUGUGCCAAGCAUAG
Messenger RNA from Anastrepha obliqua, 1368 nucleotides. RefSeq names its product piggyBac transposable element-derived protein 3-like. The transcript is spliced from 4 exons. The record is from RefSeq and is a predicted model, not a curated record. The coding region runs from base 1 to 1368 and encodes 455 amino acids. Lineage: Eukaryota; Metazoa; Arthropoda; Insecta; Diptera; Tephritidae.